AUGACAAAGGUGGAAAGGGAUGCCACCAUUGAUAAUGUUAAAAAGAAAAUUAAUUCACUCAGAGCUGGAUACCGUAAAGAAUUCAGAAAAGUGCGAGAUAGCAUGAGGACGGGGUCAGGAACAGACCAGGUGAACAAUAAUAAGAAUGAUACUGAGAUAACCAACCACAACCUGUCUAACCCUGCGACACCUUCAACAUCAAAUGCAUCAUCUACACGUCGUACACGACAAGCCAAUGAAGAAAUUGCAAAAACAAUAUCGUUGAUAGGUGAAAAAUUAGAAAAGCCUGAAGAUGAAUACGAUGCUAUUGGAAAAAAUAUCGCAGCUAAACUUCGUAAUAUGACUCCUACUCAACAAGGCAUAGCUGAAAAAUAA
Molecule: messenger RNA, 375 nt
Organism: Acanthoscelides obtectus
Lineage: Eukaryota; Metazoa; Arthropoda; Insecta; Coleoptera; Chrysomelidae
Source: the annotation of a GenBank genome assembly